ACUUCCUUCAAAAAUACAAACAUUAGAGCAACAUUACAGCCAUGAUCAAUAAUGACAUCAUUUUAAAAUUAUAGAAUAUUUAUUUUCUAGUAUUGUUCGAAAUGUGAUUUCUAAAUGAAUCGUCCUGCAAAUACGUCUGGCUACUUUGAAAGCCAUACAUCGGAAAAUAAAGAGCCCCCUCUUCUUCUCAUAAUGAUGAGAUUGAACAUCAAAGUUGCACUGAUUUGUCUGCUCUCCAUUAGUACCCUAACCAUACUAGUUCUGUAUUCUGUAUGUGGCAAUACAGAGAAUAAAAACUGGAACAGAUUGAGUUCCAAGUCUUUUGACCUUUCAAUACCUGAAGAAAUAGAUUGUGAUAUCAACGGAGAAUAUGUUAUUGCUUGCCGAAAGGAAGGAGAUGAAGUUUACUUGCCAUUUUCAUUUUUACACAAAUAUUUUGAGAUAUAUGGCAAACUGGCAACAUAUGAUGGGCUUGAAAGGUUUGAAUGGUCUCAUAGCUAUAGUAGAGUCUAUCACCCCAAAUCUAAGUAUGAUCCUAGAGGGGUUUUUAUGUACUUUGAGAACUACAAUGUUGAAGUGAGGGAUAGAGUGAAAUGUGUGAGUGCCAUUGAAGGUGUCCCAGUUUCCACACAGUGGGAGAGUCAGGGUUAUUACUACCCUACUCAAAUAGCUCAGUUUGGGUUAUCUCACUAUAGCAAGAACCUAACUGAGCCUGAGCCUCGAAGGAAAACAAUAGAAGACUGUGAUAAGGAAUUUGCCAAGUGGAGUGUAUCUCCAACAGCUAAACUGGAGAAUGCAUAUGAUAAAAAGCUGGCAACUAAUGUUUUGAAGUUCAAAACUAGUGAUAGUUAUUUGGAUGGUGUUCAUCUCAAGUUGGAUCAUGUUUUAUACUUUGUGAUGAGUGUGGAUAUUAUGCUCAGUAGUAAUAGCAGUUUUACUGUAACAUUGCAGAAUAGGGAAACCAAGAAUAUUUACUAUCUCCAUUAUAUCACCUCAGAUAUUUGGAUUACUUCCCAGGACAAUAAUGUUUAUCAUGGCAUUGGAUCAUCUCAAGAAUGGAAAAAAAUAACUAGAGAUCUGAUUGUAGACCUCCAAAAGGGACUAAGUUUCCUUGACAAAGACAAAUCUAAACAUAAAAUACCUAGAUCCAAAAUUAAAAUUAUUGACAUUACUCUUAGAGGUACAGGAGCUAUUGAUAAUCUGACUUUAUCAUCAUCUGAACAUAUUCAGCAGUUUUACAAUGCUGCUGAAUGGUUUGUUCAACAUCAAGAUCCUGAAACUGGAGGCUGGGCAAUACCAGUAAAGAGAAAACUUGCCAGUGGAUUUCAUGAUUUGCAACCAGGUUGGUAUUCGGCGAUGAGCCAAGGUCAUGCAAUCUCCGUCCUUUCGAGAGCGUACCACCAUUCCGGAGGUGACAUUCGCUAUUUGACAGCGGCCCUCAGAGGUUUGAAACCAUUCAGAGUGCCCAGUACCAAGGGGGGAGUGAGAGCGACCUUCAUGAACACGUACCACUGGUACGAAGAGUACCCUACCACCCCAGCUUCGUUCGUCUUGAACGGGUUCAUUUAUUCUUUGUUGGGACUCUACGACUUGAUUUCUAUCAGCCCGCCAGGACAGGCAGAAGAAGCCGAGCUUUUGUAUAACCAAGGCAUGCUUUCGCUUAGGAACAUGCUGACGCUUUUCGAUAUGGGAAGCGUGACUUCCUACGAUUUGCGGCAUUUCACCCUCGGCAUCGCACCCAACUUGGCCAGAUGGGACUAUCACGUGACCCAUGUCAACCAGUUGCUGCUGUUGGCAACCAUCGAGAACGAGCAACUGUUCAAAGCUACCGCCGAAAGGUGGAUAGGGUACAUGAGCGGUAAAAGGGCUGAUCACAACUGAAACUGAGAUUGUUUUUUUUAUAAAAAAAUUUACUUGGAAGAUUCGAAAUGAAUCAAGUAUUUUUAGGAGCCAGAUAUCCUGAGUUGUGUUUCGGUGAGUUUCUUCCUGAGUUGGGAUUGGACAGAUAGGUAGGUGAAUGACGGCCAAGAAAAAUGUAACGAAAAAUCAUCAUCAUCACAAUAUCGUGUUUUCAGGUAAACCACAUUGGUAGAAACGAAUUUUGAAUAACAUAAAACAUGUUUUCUCAAAAUGAGGCAAUAGGCUAUUGAAACAGAAGAAAUGAAUUUGAGGUUAGGUAGGUAGAAAAUUACGAAAGGAUCGCGCCAGUACGGUAAAAUGCGUGUGGCUGCUAGCUGAUAUUCACAUAUUAUAAUGACUGCUGAUUGGGAAACUGUCUUGUCCAAUCAUUUUUGGAGGAUGAUAACAAAAGUUGGGUGAGU
This is a messenger RNA of Phaedon cochleariae (mustard beetle), 2321 nucleotides long. Lineage: Eukaryota; Metazoa; Arthropoda; Insecta; Coleoptera; Chrysomelidae. The record is from the annotation of a GenBank genome assembly.